This is a messenger RNA of Onychomys torridus (southern grasshopper mouse), 5302 nucleotides long. It is a transcript of the gene Chst1, whose product is annotated as carbohydrate sulfotransferase 1. The record is from RefSeq and is a predicted model, not a curated record. The coding region runs from base 3045 to 4280 and encodes 411 amino acids. NCBI's taxonomy places the organism in Eukaryota, Metazoa, Chordata, Mammalia, Rodentia, Cricetidae. Gene Ontology annotation, cellular component: Golgi membrane. The transcript is spliced from 6 exons. Gene Ontology annotation, molecular function: keratan sulfotransferase activity; N-acetylglucosamine 6-O-sulfotransferase activity. Gene Ontology annotation, biological process: carbohydrate metabolic process; N-acetylglucosamine metabolic process; keratan sulfate proteoglycan metabolic process.
GGGUGGAGCCGGGACCGCAGCGCCUGCCACCCGCUAGCUCGAUGUUGAAGCAGCGGCCGCUGUUUUAGGCUGGGGACGCGAGGAGGGUGCUCCGUGAGGCUCCGGCCUCCGCGGCUGCUACUGUUCUCCGGAGCCUGGGGCUGCAGUGCUCAGGGUCCGGAUCACUGGCCCUGCGCCCCUCUGACCAGCGAUCGCUCUCUUUCUCUGCCCGGGAGAAGGCACUGUGCUGCGCCAGCCACCCGGGCUAGAGCCCCCGGGCCAUGGAGAGGGGCCGGUGAGGGACGCGUGGAGGCGGAGGAAGAGGCUCGGGAGGAGGGAGGCCGAGGAGCAGGGCGCGGGAGGAGGAGGAUGCCGCCGCCACCGCCACCACCACCCGCGGGCUCCCGACGAGCCUGACUCUAGACCAAGGAUGGAGCCGGCGCUGGGCGCUGCAGCGGCUCCCAGCGCGCCCGCCACCAGGUUCCUGGACACUAGGCCCUUGUGUCAGCACGGGAGGGCAGUCAUUUGCCCCAUGUCAGAGAGGACUUUGCUCCCAGGCCACCAGACACAGGACUGAAGCGGCUUCCUUCCUCUAAAACUGAAGUCCCUUGCAGGUGGGACUACGAACAUUUCCAAGCCAGGGUUGUUGUAAUCUAGGUUAGUCCCUGAACUCACACCACUGGACACACCUUCAUGGGUCUCGUCUGUACAGCCCCCUCCACCCCCGCCCCCAUGUUGAGCUGUUCCUCUCCUCAGCCUCCGGCUUCCUGCUUCCGGCUGUGAUCUCUAUGUUUCUCUCAUUUCACACCUCAGAGCAACAGAGGCCAGCAGGGGUUGAGCAUUUGGUUCAGAGCUUCUGAGCUGCCAAACAGCUGGAAUGAGGUUCCCACCUAGCCUCCCUGGGCAGGCCUUUCCUCCAGAAGGCCAGGAGUGUUCUCAGUGCCAGCACUCAUGAGCAGUAGCAUGACCUGCCUAGAGAUUGCAUCGUGCCUAUGGUGAAACGAUAAAGAACUAGUGACCCUCUCUACAGUUGGUCUACCUUGAGAACCCUGGCCAUAAGACCCAUUCUUGCUGGGGAUGCUCAAAAGAGGGUCUGGUGACUCCAGAGGUUGGACACAAAAAUACCUUGCUCUGUCAUGAGCAGAUCCUACAGGGAAGACCUGCAGACCUUACUAAGGUUAAAGUAGAGGCACCAAAGGGAAGCUCUUUGCCUCCAUUGUCCCCUGGACAGGUCUUCACCCCCUGCCAGGUUACUCUGUCCUUCAUACUGCUAAUUGCUGAAGGAUGCUCCAGCACACAGUGUGUUGAGUUUGGGAGCUUGAGUUCAUGGUGGUACAUGGCUUGGGAGACCUCUUGGGAGACCUAGUGAUCCUGACCUCUAUUAGCCAGAUAACUUGCGAUCACACGCUUUAACUUUUAUCUCAUGGAUCCUGUGAAGCAUGUAGCUUCAGUAAUUUUCCUUUUCCCAUGGGCUGCCGGGAAGCCCUACCCCAUAAGCCCACAAGUUACUUGGCAUGUGGAACUGAUCUGGCUCCUUCUUUCCGACUUUUCUGCUACUGUUUUCUUUUUACCUCAUUUUCAUCACCUCAUUUUCCUUGGGAGGAAAAAAAAAAUCCCCUGGAUGUUUUGCUUUUUUAACCUUAACCAAACAAACAUCUGUGGUGGGCAGAGCUGGCUGAACAGGUUUAAACAUGCAGUUUCCUGAGGUCACCUUCUGGCUGACUUCUUCCCUGCCCAAGUCCCCUGCCCUUGCCUGGAUGUCUGUGUGGUACCUUGGAGCCUAGGAGUCCCUGUGUCCUGGCUUUGUUCAGGUGGCGGAUGUUCAGACUCCCUUUCUCUUGCUCUCUCUGCCCUGCUCCCCAGGUUGUUCUAAAAGUGUUUUAGGGAAAGAAGUCACUUGUCCAAGUUGAGUCUCAGUCAUACGCAGCAGCCUUCAGGUCCCUCCAAGGCCUUGCUUAUCCUGUGUGGCCUCAGCAGCUUCCAGCCAAUCACGAUCCCACAGGGCUAGUGCUUGGCUGUAGGACAAUGGUGUCUUGACCAGGCGUGUUGACAGUUGGGGAAGGCUGAUAGGCAGUGUCACCAGAGCUAAGAAGGAAGCACUAGUGUGCUAAACACUAAGGCUACACACUAAAAGCCUACACACUAAGGCUGGGGGGAGGUGUUGGGAUUGUUUUGGUUACCAACCCUGUCCUCAGACACCUCUCCAGCUCUUCCAUGGGGAAGAGGUCACUCCUGGUGAGUAUCCCCAAAGAUAAACUCAAAGCUGAUUGUAAACAGUGCCCAUUCCUUCAGAGCCUCUUGGCUUCUCCCCUCCAGGGGUGGUUCAGGCAUUAUGCCCUAACCAAUGGCCCAGUAGGACAUGUGUUUUGACGUUGCUUUGCCCCCCCCCCCUUCUGUGAGCACCCUUUGCCCCAAUUGUUUAGACAACCUCAGGAUGGGAGUGUCAGUAAGGAGGGAGCCCAGAUUCUGUGGAGGAGGGCAGCAGCCGGCACUCUGGCUUCAGGAGUUCCCAAACACUUCCAAAUUGUAUGUGUAAAACUGGGCACAGGUGGCAUUUUCUGGGAAGAUGGACUGUGUUUCCAAGGCGCCUGUAGAAAAGGGAAGCCUGGGCACUAUGAGGGCAGCAGGGCAGUGGGGGAAGACCCGGGCUAAAGCCAGGUUGCCUGUUGCUACUUGCCUCUUGGUGUGAAGCUGAGGAAGAGGUUCUCUGUGGAUCAGAAGCCAGAAUCUGGAUGGAGAUGCUAUCAUCACAGCUUACUGCAAUCUGCAACCUUCCACCUCCUACUCACCAAGGUAGCUGCUGUGUGUGCUGCAUAUGGUUGGAAGAAGACCUUUCCCCUGCUGUCCCUUUGGAGCUACCUUCUAGACCUGAAGGCCUGGGUUGAUUCACCUCCAUCACAGGACUGGUUAAAUUCUGGAAGCCCCUGGCCACAGGGCUAAGGUACAGAUCACUGGACUUCCUGGACAGGCUGGAUCUGAGGCACUGGCAGCUGAGUCUCUACUGGACAGCAGUCCUUUUUUUGACCCUGUGCCUUGGAGCAGCAGCCCCAUGACGGUGCCCAGCCAUGCAAUGUUCCUGGAAGGCUGUCCUCCUCCUUGCCCUGGCCUCCAUUGCCAUCCAGUACACCGCCAUUCGCACAUUCACCGCCAAGUCUUUCCAUACUUGCCCUGGCUUGGCAGAGACUGGGCUGGCAGAACGGCUGUGUGAGGAGGGCCCCACCUUCUCCUAUAACCUCUCUAGGAAGACCCACAUCCUUAUCCUGGCCACCACACGCAGUGGCUCAUCCUUUGUGGGUCAGCUCUUUAACCAGCACAUGGAUGUCUUCUACCUGUUUGAGCCUCUCUACCACGUCCAGAACACGCUCAUUCCCCGCUUCACCCAGGGAAAGAGCCCCGCAGAUCGUAGGGUCAUGCUAGGGGCCAGCCGGGACCUGCUGAGGAGUCUUUAUGACUGUGAUCUCUACUUUCUAGAGAAUUACAUCAAGCCACCUCCUAUCAACCACACCACUGACAGGGUCUUCCGUCGAGGGGCCAGCAGGGUCCUCUGCUCCCGUCCAGUGUGCGACCCUCCAGGGUCUCCUGAUCUGGUCUUGGAGGAGGGGGAUUGUGUACGCAAGUGCGGCCUGCUGAACCUGACCUUGGCAGCUGAGGCUUGCCGUGAGCACAGCCAUGUGGCCAUCAAGACUGUGCGGGUGCCUGAGGUAAAUGACCUGCGAGCCCUGGUGGAAGACCCUAGGUUGAACCUCAAGGUCAUCCAGCUGGUACGAGACCCUCGUGGCAUCUUGGCUUCCCGGAGUGAGACCUUCCGGGACACCUACCGACUCUGGCGCCUUUGGUACGGCACAGGGAGGAAACCCUACAACCUGGACGUGACGCAGCUGACCACAGUGUGCGAGGAUUUCUCCAGCUCUGUGUCCACCGGCCUGAUGCGGCCCUCCUGGCUCAAGGGCAAAUACAUGCUAGUGCGCUAUGAGGACCUGGCCAGAAACCCCAUGAAGAAGACAGAGGAGAUCUACGAAUUCCUGGGUAUCCCCCUGGACGGUCAUGUGGCGCGCUGGAUCCAGAACAAUACUCGUGGCGACCCUACUUUGGGCAAGCACAAGUACGGCACAGUGCGCAAUUCUGCGGCCACUGCCGAGAAGUGGCGCUUCCGUCUCUCCUAUGACAUCGUGGCCUUUGCCCAGAACGCCUGCCAGCAGGUGCUGGCCCAGCUGGGCUACAAAAUGGCCAACUCGGAGAAGGAGCUGAAGAACCCGGCCGUCAGCCUGGUGGAGGAGCGCGAUUUCCGACCGUUCUUGUGACCCGAGUGUGGUGGGGGUGGGAGGCAGGUGGCGCUGGUUUUGCUGACGUGGACCUACUAUGGACGGUUUUUUAACUGUUGCCUUAUCUCCCCUCCCUCUCCUACCCUGUCUGAGUGUCCUUCCUACCCUGUCUGUGUGUCCUUCCCAUCCUGUCUGUGUGUCCUUCCCACCCUGCCUGUGUGUCCCUCACACCUGUGCCCACUCCCCUCCCUCUUGCCUCACCCACCCUGUCUGUGUGUCCUUCCCACCCUUGCCCACUCCCCUUCUGCCUCUUUUUGCCCCUGAAAUUUGCACUAUGUCUUGGAGGGGAAUCACUGGGGCAGAGGGCAUGUGAUGUGGGGUAUGCCCCCCACCCCAUUCAGACACAAGGCUGUUGGGUCUCUAUGUGGAUGGGGACAAUGUUUACAGGCACCCACUCACACAUUCACACGUGCACACAGGCACGCACGAGGAGAGGAGCCCCAGCACACAACUUCUAGUUUUGCAACUGUCUUCUCAAGGUAAGAGGAUGGCUACAAAAGGACCACCUCUCCCUGGUUUAGGAAAAGAGUUCAUCCUUCCCCCCUAUCCCUGCUUCCUGCCCCAGAUUCCCACUCCCUCCCUUGGAGCAGGGCACCUGUCCCUCCUGCACACCUUUGCCUGGUGGUGAGCAGGGUUUUACUGUGAGGUGAACUGGGACUACUUCCUUUCUAUCUGGUUUGUGAUGAGCUUGUCUGUCUGAGUCUUGUGGCUACCCCUGGACCAGUAAUGGCUAAUGAAUCGUAGAAGUUUCUGAUGGAUCUUGGGGUCCCUCUGUGAUAUUUCUUUGUGCCAAAAAAAAAAGGCAAAAAAAUUGUGGAUCAGUUUGCUAAAUGAACAUUGAAAUGCUUUAUUUGUGUUUUCUGUAAAUAAAAGUGUGCAGUAUUGUCUGAGUGUGAUUUGGGGGCUUUCUGAAUGUUAAACAAUGGGCUCUGGAUAUUCCUUGCUUUGGAGAUGAGAUGGAGCGAGAAAAGUGAGAAUUAAAUGGAAACCUGCCAUUUGGA